GAGCGCUUUCUGAUGAGGCUCCCCGUGUGACAGCGCUGACGGCCUGCCGAGGAGAGUUAGGACAGCCCGAGGAGGCGCCGCGGCCUGCAGGGCGGUGGAUGGAGAAGAUAUGGACGGCGGUGGAGGAGGGCUGGGAGGCGAGGCCGGGCUCCUGCAGCAGAUCUUGAGCCUCCGGCUGGUCCCGCGGGUGGGAAACGAGACUGUAUGCAAAACCACCCUGUGCUCCUUCCCGGGUGAGAGAGAGCGGGAGAGCCGCUCUGAGGGAGGACCCAGCACCCAUUACACCCGGCCAGGAUAACCUCCCCACACUCUCACUGCUCUGAAUUACGGUCCAGUAUACCAGGCAUAUCACUGGGGUAUUAUGGGAAACGUAGUCCACAAAAAGUGGAGUGCUGGAAGUGUAGUCCCUGUGUUAUUGCCCGGUAAUAUGUCCCCUCUUAAAAGGUGUCUACUGGGACCCACCUGGAAUAGUUAUGUGAUGUAAACAUCCUAUGUGGGGCCAUUCUAGUAUGGGGGGGAACACACAAAAUGCAACCCCCAAAUCAGUUACCAGUGGUUGUUGUCGAACUACAAUUCCCAAGAUGCUUUUGAAAUGCAUCAUAGGAGCGAUUACCCCUCCUCACGGUAAGAGGCAUGGCCAAUCCAAUGCACAUGUUAAAGGGACACUAUAGUCACCCAGACCAAUUCAGCUCAAUAAAGUGGUCUGGGUGCCAGGUCCCCCCAGAUUUUAACCCUUCAGAUGUAAACAUAGCAGUUUCAGAGAAACAUUUUACAUUGAGAAACCUGUUUACAUUGCACGGUUAAUCCAGCCUCUAGAGGCGCUUCUGUAACGCUGAAUGCGAAAAUCGCGUUCAGCGUGCAGAUCAGUGCUUUCCUAUGGGCGUUUUUAAUGCACUCGCAGCUCUGGCCACGCAUUCGCAUUCCGCUCCACUCGGGAGCUGGCGUCUGAGUGGGAGGAGAGGUCACCAGAGCCCAGGGAGCGCUGAAUUAAAGUAAGUAGCUGAAGGGGUUUUAACCCCUUCAGCCCAGCGGGAUGGGGGUACUAAGGGAAAUGAGUUUGUUUUCCUGACACUAUAGUGAACCUUUAAGGAGAAUGUAGGACUAAAUGUGCAUGCGCAGUGAAUGUUGCAUGGGCAUUCAAAUUUCCCCAUAGGAAAGCUUGGAAUUAGUGCUUUUGUAUGGGGCUCCUGCAUCACAUGACAGAGUUUCUCAGUCAGUGCAGUGGAAAUUCCUCUAGUGCAGGGAUAUGCAAACUUUGGCAUUCCAGAUGUUGUGGACUACAUUUUCCUUGAUGCUUUGCCAGCAUUAUGCCUGUAAGAGUAUUAUGGGCGAUGUAAUCCACAACAUCUGAAGUUCUAAAGGUUGCCUACCCCUGCAGAAUGUACAAUAAAGGAAGUUUAAACAUUACAUAUCACAUUACAGGAAGUGUUUAGAAAAGCUGUGUCACAUGCAAGGAGAUGUGACUAGAGCUGCACAAACUGCAUGGGCAUGAUACACUAAAGCUGUUUUAUUAUGCUAAAGUUGUAUUCGAUGACUUGUUUUGGUAACCUUAUUGUCCUUGCUGUCAUCAUAAAAUGGUCCUCAAGGAUCUUUUGGUCUAGACAGUAAUAAUGAAACUGGUGUUUCUUAGAUCUAUUCUUAAAGGACCACUAUAGGCACCCAGACCACUUCAGCUUAAUGAAGUGGUCUGGGUGCCAGGUCCAUCUAGGUUUAACCCUUUUUGCUGUAAAACUGCUAUGUUUACCCAUGGGUUAAUCCAGCCUCUAGUGGCUGUCUCAUUGACAGCCGUUAGAGGCACUUCCGUGCUUCUCACUGUGAUUUUCACAGUGAGAAGACGCCAGCGUCCAUAGGAAAGCAUUAAGAAUGCUUUCCUAUGAGACUGGCUGAAUGCGCAUUCAGCCGGUGACGUCAGAAGAGGGAGAAGAGUCCCAGCGCUGAGGGAGCCCACCGCUGGAAAAAGGUAAGGAGUUAACCCCUUCCUCCCCCUUCAGCGCCACGUGAGUGGGACCCUGAGAGUGGGGGCAACCUCAGGGCACUAUAGUGCCAGGAAAACGAGUUUGUUUUCCUUGCACUAUAGUGGUCCUUUAAAGAAUAAUUACUAGAGAUAUUGGUCUCAAGAAUUCUAACAUUACACUCCCAAAAUGAUUGUCAGUGUUGGUGUUUGGUUUGCAUUAGAAUAAUAAUGUAAUUUUACAGGCACUACCUUAUUUAAAAAAAAAAAAUUGAGAAGGAAUGACCCACACGUGCUUCUGGGACAAUGUUAUGUUACCUGUGUCACGUAGUUUAUCAUUGGGCAGCCAUGGCAUUCCAGGAAAAGUAAACUACACCAGGUCUCCAUGUUGAAUUUGUUUGCUUGUUGAUCAGGUGAAAUACAUAUGUGCAUAAACACACUUGUCUAUUAAUUAUUAAAUCAAAAUAUAUAUCAAAUGUACUCUAUUUAAAGCUAUACUGUUGCUGAUUCUUAAACAUGUUUUUAUUGCAAGGUUUGAAGGUUUAUUUUUUUAUUUUAUUUAUUUUUUAUUUACCGCUAUAGUAUUGCUUUAAUUACGGGACAUUUGGUUUAUAUGUUGAUUCACUGCUGAACUCAGGGUCCUGGAUGAGGGUUACCUAUUGGUACAUUGUUCAUAUAAGAGGAGAUAUAAAGUCACCCGUACAUUUUAACAGAUUUGGUAGCAGAUGUAUAGACUGAAUUAUAAAUCUGAUGGGACCCUCCCCUCACCAGGCACUCAUUUAUUUAUUUGUUUUCUUGUUACAGAGAUGUGGUAUGGUGUAUUCCUGUGGGCACUGGUAUCGUCUCUUUUCUUCCAUAUACCUGCUGGGCUGCUAGCUCUCUUUACCCUUCGACAUCACAAAUAUGGAAGAUUUAUGUCAGUCGGAAUCCUGCUUAUGGGAAUAAUUGGGCCAAUAACUGCUGGGAUUUUAACAAGUAAGCGUUACUAUUACAUGUCUGCUAAUAGACGGUCACUGCCAAAAAAAUUGUAAGUUAGUAGAAAAACAUAUAUAGUACAGGUUCGUAAAGGAGAUAAUGGGUAAAGGGACACUAUAGUCACAGAAAAACUAAAGCUUAUUGCAUUUGUUCUGUUGCGUAAAAUCAUUCCCUUCAGGAGUGUUUCUGUAAACACUGUCUUUUUUCAGAGAAAAUGCAGUGUUUACAUUACAGCCUAGGGAUACCUCCACUUACCACUCCUCGGAUUACUGCUAGAGGUGCGUCCUUGGGCAGCACUUCCAUUUAGUGUUUCCACCCUAUCCAUUGAGACACUGAACUUUCCUCACAGAGAUGCAUUGAUUCAAUCCAUCUCUAUAAGGAGAUGCUUAUUGGCCAGGGCUGUGUUUAGUUUGUGCUGGCUCUGCCCCUGAUCUGCCUCUUUGACAGUCUCAGCCAAUCCUAUGGGGAUGCAUUGUAAUUGGCUCAGACCACCACUUCUGAUGAUGCCAGAGACAGAAUUUUGAAUUUGAAAUUUAAGGUAAUAAUUACCGAACUGGAAACAUUCUUCCAGUCUGGCUGUAUAGGUCUUACUUUUGAAUUCUGACUUUAGUGAAUAACCCUUGAUUUUACUGCUAGAAGAGAAACCCAUUUGGACAACUAUCACGCAGUUGCUCAGUUGAGUAGCUUUCUAAAAGAGAUUUUAGUGACUGAUAUAAAAGCAUGAACAGAGCUUAUGAACCAUUCCAUCGUUUUAUGUUUGGUGUGAGUGAAAGACUGUUAAUUAAAACCUCAUGGGAAGCUCGAGCAUGCUUACAGCUAUGCCUACUAUGACAUUUAUGUCUCAGUAGGCUUGCAGGUCUUUAGUUUAAGAUACAUUCACGGACUGUAAUAAUGAAACUGUUCAUCUUUCCAAACAGGUGCUGCCAUAGCAGGGGUAUAUAGAGCGGCUGCCAAGGAAAUGAUUCCCUUUGAAGCUCUAGUGCUAGGUGUGGGACAGACUUUCUGCGUUCUCAUUGUCUCAUUUUUAAGGAUUUUAGCAACUUUGUAGCCCCACGGGGCUUUGCACACCGCUACAAGUGAAAUUCCAGAGUAAAUGCAAGCAUGCGUACUACACACAAGGGCCUUGUCCAUCAUCUACUACGGAACAUCCUUGUCAUUCACUUCUGGAAUAUACGAAUGUAAGACUGCCUUCGGAACAGGUGAAAAACGACUACAGUCUUUUUGAUAAUGGAUCGAAUUAACAUAGAUUGCAGAAUCUAGAAUUCAAGCCUUUUCACCUUGGAAAACAGAUUACUGUGAAUUUAAGUUAAAAAUACUUUAUGCAGUUUUAAAGUUGGUUUUACUCUCCGUUUUGACGCCUAACCUGGAUUAAUGUCAAUGCUUUUUACUGCUGUUUGCCUUGAAGAUAAAUUGUUUUAAUCUGAAAAUGCUACUGCACAGAAACUGCCUCUCAACUCCCUAUGUUUUUACAAUAUAUAUAUAUUUUUUAAAAUAAGAAUUAAAAUGUUAAUAGUACACUUUGUAUCAAUUACAAUAUGAAACUCCAUUUUGCUUUCCUAAGGAAAAGGGGCACUUUUAAAAUGUUCUUUUAUCUACGAUCUUUGUAUGCUGCUACAAUGUGCAAACUAUUUUUUGUUUGUUUCUGGAGAUGUAAGUGCACCAGAAAUGUGUUUUUUACCGGUCGAGGAGUGGUAAUUGCUGUUUAUAGUAAAAAUUGCAAAGCUGUAUCUCCUUACUUCUGAGAAAUGUACCAUGUUUUCUACUUCAUUAAUUUUCUUUAUGUAAUUUUCUGAAUAUUGUUUAGAAAAGGAAAAAUUAUUAAUAGAGAACUCUUUGCCCCUAACCUCCUUAAAAUUGUAAUCUAUAAAAUGCAUUGUAGACCGCCCAAGUUACAAAUACCUGAAAAAUACAUGAGGGAAAGAAAAAAAAAAAAAUGGGCCGACAUUUGCCGAGUUGUGUCAAUACCAGAUGGUGCUUUCAGUAAGCGAUGCUCAGUGAGGAGGACUCGCCUUCGAUUGCAGUCGACAGCAUCUAUCAAGUGGUGUCAGCUGACACCCUCAGUAUCUCCCCGUUAACGAAAUGGAGGUAAAAAAAUAUGUAUCUUUUUUUAAAUUUGUUUUGUAAAUGGAGAGCUACUGAUAGAUUGAGCUUGUCUGCUGACAGUGUUUGGUCCGUGGCUUCCUGAUUGAAGCCUUGGUCUGGAAUGGAAGUGAAGGGGCAAAACAAUCAGUCACCAAAUUGAAGACUUGGGGGUUAAUCUAGUAGUUAAUGGCUUAACCCAGUCAGGUAAGUUAAUACCCGGAAUGUCCAAGCACUUCAUUUCAAUUAAGCUGUUAUGGUGCGAAGAGUGGUUCUUAAAUAUGGCACACUCUCUCAAUAGUAGCUUUCUAGCGAUAUUCUAAGUCUGUCUAACUUUCCUUAGUAGAAUAACAUAUACAAGGGGUGCCCAAAAGGUAGAUCCCCAGAUGUUGUAGAACUACAAUUCACCAGAUGGUUUGCAUGCCUUUAGAAUGACAAAGCAUCACGAAAGUUAUAGUUUUUAACAUCUGGGAAUUUACCUUUUGGUUACCCCUGAAAUAGACUUUGAAUGCACUCAUUGGAGAGUGAUCCCCUCAUUGCAUAUUCAUAAUAGAUCCACCCAAUAGGCAUUAACACUUAAUUUGUAUUUUUUUUAUAUAUAAAUAUUUUUUUUUUUUAACAAGAGGCAACUGGGUAUGUCUAAUUUACUGCUCAGGUAUGUAUGGAUCCUGGUGAUACUACUUCAACUAUAUAUUUAAAGCAGCACUGUCAACAUUUGUGGUCUUUGCAUAAUUUGCAAAGACUCGCGAUGGAGAUAUCGCUGCUGGGGUUUCUGUGGCUGUACCUUAUUCUCCUGUCCCUCACAGGCACUGAUAUUUUCUUCCAGUCUGUUCUGCAGCACCAGGAGCUGACGUCACUGCUGUACUCAAGCAUGUGCGAGAGUACAGCAUUGAGGCCUAUGGAGCGUCCUGAGAAACCACGGGAUUCUUCAUAGCCAGAGCCAAUUCUCUGUAGUCAUUCUUGGUACUUGUCCCAUAUCUUUUGACUGGCUUGGAAUUUCAGUGAAGUAAAUAGUCAAUAUGAAUAUUUCAUUAAAGAUUUUAGCUUUAUGAAAUAUUUAUUUUGCAGGGGCCGGGGUGUUACAGUGCUGCUUUAAAAUUUAAAUCUGACAAUUUACCAAAGAUGAUGAUUGAUGUAAUAAAACAGUGGAAGGUCAAAGCUUACUCUUUUUCAGUUGAAUGUAAGCAAACUUCGUUUUCAAGGCCUUUUUUUUUUUUAUUAUAUAGAUAUAGAGAUAUAUAGAUAGAUAUCUAGAUAUCUCUAUCUCUCUAAUAAAAAAAAAUAUAUAUAUGGCCUUGAAAACAAAGUUUGGCCCCACCCUCAGGGUCCCUCUCCCGUGGCGCUGAAGGGGUUAAAAUCCUUUCAACAGUUUACCUUAAUCCAGUGCCCGUCUCCCUUAGCGCUGGUGACCUCUCCUCCCCGUCCGACGUCACUGGAGCUGAAUGCACAUGCCCGUCUCCCUUAGCGCUGGUGACUUCUUCACCCCGUCCUACGUCACUGGAGCCGAAUGCACAAGUGCCGCGCGCGCAUUCAAAGUGUCCAUAGGAAAGCAUUUCUCAAUGCUUUCCUAUGGAUGCACUGCGCGAUGGAGGCGAAAUUCACCUCUAGUUACUGUCCGGAAGACAGCCACUAGAGGCUGGAUUAAACCCAAAUGUAAACAUAGCAGUUUUUCUGAAACUGCUAUGUUUACAUGUGAAGGGUUAAAACCUGAGGGACCUGGCACCCAGCCCACUUCAUUGAGCUGAAGUGAUCUGGGUGACUAUAGUGUCUCUUUAAACAUGAAAGGAUGUUAAUAUAAUAUAAUUUUUUUGUUUUGUUUAUUUUUAACAUUAAAGAUUUUAGACAAAUUAUUCCAGACUGGAACUACCGUACUUGAGUGAGUGCCAUUUUGUUCUGGAAAACAGUGCUUUGCAGAUUUUUAUUUUUGUAUUAAAAAAAAAAAAUAUAUA
Messenger RNA from Pelobates cultripes (western spadefoot toad), 6954 nucleotides. Lineage: Eukaryota; Metazoa; Chordata; Amphibia; Anura; Pelobatidae. The record is from the annotation of a GenBank genome assembly.